This is a messenger RNA of Diachasma alloeum, 558 nucleotides long. RefSeq lists its product as uncharacterized. Bases 73 to 471 code for a protein of 132 amino acids. The transcript is spliced from 2 exons. The record is from RefSeq and is a predicted model, not a curated record. NCBI's taxonomy places the organism in Eukaryota, Metazoa, Arthropoda, Insecta, Hymenoptera, Braconidae.
CCGACGUGAUGAUCGGCGUCAGUCAGCAAGUUGUCGUCAACGAAUAGUGCAAGAAAUUGACUAGCAAUCAUCAUGAAAUUCGCUGCCCUUAUUCUGUUAUCACUCGCUGUUUUUGCGGCAGCCGACUUACACGCUGGACAACGCGAGGAAGGAGAUGUCCUAGUGGUCUCCAAGCCGAUUGUUCGGAAACCAGCACCUGGUAGACCUGGAAUUGCCCUCCAAGGACUCGGUUCACCCGGUAGAAUCACUGCUGUCAAUGCUGUCAACAAUCUAGGAUCAAACGCCAUAGUGAGAAUCGUUGGAGGUGGACCUAACAGCAGGAAAGUCAUCCUGUUAGCUACUAGCCCGAUUGGUACAGGUAUCAACGUGACAGUGGACGUCUACGCUGUUCUUCCCAACCCAAAUGGCACAGCUCCACCACCACCACCACCGCCACCUUCCAACAGUACACCAGUUUUUCUGGACAUCUAAGUAUUGAUGUGUAGGUUGAAUAUCUGCCGAGUGCUGCGGCCAUUAGUGAUAAAUUGAAAUUCUCUAAUAAAUAUCAUUGCAAAUUAA